Molecule: messenger RNA, 471 nt
Organism: Caenorhabditis briggsae
Lineage: Eukaryota; Metazoa; Nematoda; Chromadorea; Rhabditida; Rhabditidae
Exons: 2
Coding region: 1-471 (156 amino acids)
Source: RefSeq, a predicted model, not a curated record
AUGGUCACCCGGAACCAGGUCACCCUGUUCCAGGUCACCCGGUCAAGUUCACCCGAAACCAGGUCACCCGGUCAGGGUCACCCGGAACCAGAUCACCCAGUCAGGGUCACCUGGAUCCAGGUCACCCUAAUCCAGGUCAUCCGAAUCCAGGUCACCUGGAACCAGGUCACCCGAAUUCAGGUCAUCCGAAUCCAGGUCACCCGGUCACCCGGUCAGGGUGACCCGGAUCCAGGUCACCCGGAUCCAGGUCACCCGGAUCUAGGUCACCCGGAUCCAGGUCACCCGGAUCUAGGUCACCUGGAUCCAGGUCACCCGAAUCCAGGUCACCCGAAUCCAGGUCAUCAGAAUCCAGGUCACUCGGACCCAGGUCACCCGGGCCCAGGUCACUCGGACCCAGGUCACCCGGAUCCAAGACCCAGGAUCCCAGGGUCACCUUCUCUGGAGUCCAGAGAAGAGGUCAAUGGUUUCUAA